UCAUGCAAGUGAAAAACUUCAAGCCAAAUUCCAAAAUUUCAAUCACAAUAACUCCAUUUACAUACUGGGGUAAAGGUGACUCGACAACACAGCUGCUCCUUACACCUUCUAGAGCAGACACUCCCUUCUGCAGUAAGUGUGCAGAUGAUCACACUGAGUGCUAUCAUAAGUGUUCUAGCAGUGCUCAUCAUCAUCGUUGGAGUCAUCAUUUAUUCUAGACACCGACGAAAUAAAGCACCCGAGACAAACAGCCAGACGAGUCUGUACUCUCGGGACAAAGAACUGGAAGAUAUCAGGGAUUUGGUGGGGCUGGGAAACGCCUGCUAUGCUAUCAGUCUGCUGCCGAUGCACCAGGAGCUGGAAUCUUUGCCUGUGUUUCCACGCGAGUGUCUGAAGCUGCAGAAGCUGUUGGGCAGCGGAGCUUUUGGGGAGGUUUAUGAGGGAGUUACUGUCAGAGACCACAACAGUGACACCGUACCUGAGCAGAGAGUGGCUGUCAAGACGCUGCGCAAAGGUGCCAGCAACCAGGAGAAAAUAGAAUUUCUGAAAGAGGCUCAUUUGAUGAGUCAGUUUAACCACCCAAACAUCCUGUGUCUGCUGGGUGUGUGUGUGCGGAACGAGCCUCAUUACAUCAUCCUGGAGCUGAUGGAGGGGGGGGACCUGCGCUCGUAUCUGAGGGGAGCUCGGCCCACCAACAAUCGUGGACAACUUCUGAACCUGACCGGCCUUCUGGACAUCAGUUUAGAUGUGGCCAAGGGGUGUGUUUAUUUGGAGAAGCUCCAUUUUGUUCACAGAGAUCUUGCCGCCAGGAACUGCCUGGUUUCAGUGAGAGGAUAUGCAGAUCCCGAUCGAGUGGUUAAGAUAGGAGACUUCGGUUUGGCGCGUGACGUCUAUAAGAGCGAUUACUACAGAAAGAGGGGAGAAGGCCUGCUGCCUGUACGCUGGAUGCCCCCGGAGAGUCUGACAGACGGCAUUUUCAAUAAACAUUCUGAUGUAUGGGCGUUCGGAGUGCUUCUGUGGGAAAUCAUGACAUUAGGGAAGCAGCCGUAUCCUGCUUUCUCCAACCAGGAGGUUCUACACCACGUUAACACAGGAGGACGAUUACCAGCACCUGCUGAGUGUCCGCAGAGUCUGUAUAAGGUGAUGCUGGAGUGUUGGAGGAAGGAGCCCGGAGAGAGGCCGAGCUUCCGCAGUCUUCAUCUGUCUCUGGUUAAGUUGAGAGAGAUGGAAACAUUAAGUGAGGAUGGAAAAACAGGCCAUGUAAACGAGGCCUACACAGAAGAUGAAGAGGAGGAAUGUAGAGGUGUGGAUGCAGAUGAGGGUUUGGGUUCAGGACUGACUCACGUGCUCAGCAACGAGGGCCUGAACUACCUCAUGUAUCAGGCAGAUGGAGGAGAAAACACAACCAGCAGCAGCAGCAGCAGUCCAUCAGAUCACUCCUCACCUGCAGAAGAUAGAUGAGAAAAGGACAACGCAUAUGAAAACUGACUGGAUCUGUACUUAAUAAAUAGUACAGCAACUGAUUAUUUUGUUUAAUAGGUGUUUAUACUUGACACUCAUCUGAGACUGUGGCCCCAUUUGCAGUGGGGCUCUGCACACAGCGCACCACGUCUAACAGCUCUGACAGCACAUCGUUAAACUUACCACACUGAGCAAAAUUCUGAGACCACUUUAUUUUAUUUUCUCCUAAGAAUUACUCUGUACCUUUAUUCCAGCUUCCAUUCUUUUCAGGAGACUCACUUUCAGUUCUUCAAAGAAUCUGCAGA
This is a messenger RNA of Colossoma macropomum (tambaqui), 1766 nucleotides long. RefSeq names its product proto-oncogene tyrosine-protein kinase ROS-like. The record is from RefSeq and is a predicted model, not a curated record. NCBI's taxonomy places the organism in Eukaryota, Metazoa, Chordata, Actinopteri, Characiformes, Serrasalmidae. Gene Ontology annotation, molecular function: ATP binding; transmembrane receptor protein tyrosine kinase activity. The coding region runs from base 145 to 1461 and encodes 438 amino acids. Gene Ontology annotation, cellular component: membrane; signaling receptor complex. Gene Ontology annotation, biological process: regulation of TOR signaling; multicellular organism development; positive regulation of kinase activity. The transcript is spliced from 11 exons.